Messenger RNA from Recurvomyces mirabilis, 546 nucleotides. RefSeq lists its product as uncharacterized. NCBI's taxonomy places the organism in Eukaryota, Fungi, Ascomycota, Dothideomycetes, Mycosphaerellales, Teratosphaeriaceae. The transcript has a single exon. Bases 1 to 546 code for a protein of 181 amino acids. The record is from RefSeq and is a predicted model, not a curated record.
AUGUCCCAUCCACAAGCACCUCAACGACAGCCAACAACUUCCGAGACCGACAGAUAUGCACGAACAAUUCACAAUGUAGCCAUCGGAGCAUUAGUAGCCUGUCCACUCCUCGCCUUGUUGCCACCACGAAAGCUCGACUUCUUCACAUGGGGAUUGAUAGGUACGACCGGCUAUUCCGCCAACUACCUAACGCGUGAACAGACUGGACGGUCGAUAUGGCAGCAUGUCAAUGGCACACGUGCUUCUCUUAUGCAGACUGAAGCAGCAGCAGCAGCAGCAGCAGCAGCAGCACCUCCAAUCGAGCAAGAAAGUUUAAAUAAGGAGCUUCAGCGUGCUAGGCAGGAGAUGCAGAGGCUACGUUCAGAAGCUGUUUCGGUGACGGAGCAGGUUGCAUCACAGAGUCAGCGGGAGGCGUGGAAGGCUCAGAGGGAAAAGGAGAUACAGGAUGAUCUGGACGUAGGCAAAGGCUUUGGCGAGAUGAUCACUGAUCAGAUCUGGGAGGUGUGGAACGGGGGAAAGAAGAAGGAGGAUGAGGAUGAUGGGUGA